Molecule: messenger RNA, 750 nt
Organism: Acanthosepion pharaonis
Lineage: Eukaryota; Metazoa; Mollusca; Cephalopoda; Sepiida; Sepiidae
Source: the annotation of a GenBank genome assembly
AUGCAAACUUCUUUCAGCGCGACGCACCAGUUCGGACCGCGAAUAUGUCCAAAUUUGAUUAUUAUUCUCGCGCAAGGGUACGUGUCCACUCGACAAAAAAUCGGUGUCUGUCUAUCUAUCUAUCUUUUUGAAUCUAUCUAUCUAUCUAUCUAUCUAUCUAUCUAUCUAUCUAUCUAUCUAAGUCUGUCCAUUUCUAUCUUUUUUGAGUCACUAUCUAUCUAUCUAUCUCAGUCUGUCCAUUUCUAUCUUUUUUUAGUCACUAUCUAUCUAUCUAUCUAUCUAUCUAUCUAUCUAUCUAUCUAUCUAUCUAUCUCAGUCUGUCCAUUUCUAUCUUUUUUGAGUCACUAUCUAUCUAUCUAUCUAUCUAUCUAUCUAUCUAUCUAUCUAUCUAUCUAUCUCAGUCUGUCCAUUUCUAUCUUUUUUGAGUCACUAUCUAUCUAUCUAUCUAUCUAUCUAUCUAUCUAUCUAUCUAUCUAUCUCAGUCUGUCCAUUUCUAUCUUUUUUGAGUCACUAUCUAUCUAUCUAUCUAUCUAUCUAUCUAUCUCAGUCUGUCCAUUUCUAUCUAUCUAUCUAUCUAUCUAUCUAUCUAUCUCAGUCUGUCAAUUUCUGUCAAUUUCUAUCUAUCUAUCUAUCUAUCUAUCUAUCUAUCUAUCUCAGUCUGUCAAUUUCUAUCUAUCUAUCUAUCGUUCACUUCUGUCUGUACUCUUUUUUUUUACCCCUUUGAAAUGUUCAAAGGAGCAGAGACAAUAA